Messenger RNA from Jaculus jaculus (lesser Egyptian jerboa), 261 nucleotides. Its product is annotated as keratin-associated protein 19-1. NCBI's taxonomy places the organism in Eukaryota, Metazoa, Chordata, Mammalia, Rodentia, Dipodidae. Bases 1 to 261 code for a protein of 86 amino acids. The transcript has a single exon. The record is from RefSeq and is a predicted model, not a curated record.
AUGAGCUACUACUACGGAGGCCUGGGCUACGGCUGUGGCAACUUUGGGGGCCUGGGCUAUGGCUGUGGAUGUGGCAGCAGCUUCCGCAGACUGGGCUAUGGCUGUGGCUAUGGAGGCUAUGGAUACGGCUCUGGAUAUGGAGGCUACGGAUAUGGCUCUGGAUAUGGAGGCUACGGAUACGGCUCUGGAUAUGGAGGCUAUGGAUACGGAUGCUGCCGCCCUUCAUGCUACGGAGGAUAUGGGUUCUCCAGCUUCUACUGA